Messenger RNA from Penicillium coprophilum, 2490 nucleotides. RefSeq names its product ankyrin repeat domain-containing protein. The transcript has 6 exons. The coding region runs from base 1 to 2490 and encodes 829 amino acids. Lineage: Eukaryota; Fungi; Ascomycota; Eurotiomycetes; Eurotiales; Aspergillaceae. The record is from RefSeq and is a predicted model, not a curated record.
AUGGCAGAGUUUGAUGAACAGCACAGCAGAGUUCCCGAGUCGGUAUUCUUGGCCGUGCUCUGGACUCUCACAGGGUUAUCGCUUAUAUUCCUUGUUUUCCGCAUAUAUGCCCAAUUUGCCUCAUUCCGUCGAUUAUUCCUAGAUGAUUUCCUCGUUAUAUUCGCAUGGGUCAUUAUACUCACAGCCGCAGUCAUCUGGCAAGUUGAGGGAAAGGUGCUUUACGAGUUAUACGCUAUCAGCGCUGGCCUAGAGCUAUUCACUCUUGAGUUCCUUCCUCAAUACAAUAAAUUUAUGCGUUUCAACGCUCCAUUUGAGAUACUCUUCUAUUCCGCCCUGUGGAGUGUCAAAUUCUCAUUCAUGACACUUUUCUACCGAAUCAGUGCCAAGUUGAAGUAUCUCCGUAUCUGGUGGUUUGUGGUUUUUUUCUGCACAGCGAGUGUCUACGUCGCAUCUGUGGCCGAUAUCGAAUACAAAUGCAGCUUUGGAGGGAUACAGUAUAUCAUCACUCAAUGUCCCCAGCCUCACCACGUCCAUUACGAGAAUCGCAUGUUCUGGGCUAAUUGUGCCGGGGAUGUUAUCACGGACUUGAUGAUCCUGUCUAUCCCAUUCAUUUUGCUAUGGAAAACGAAAAUCUCGCUUCGUAAAAAGCUCGUUCUGCUAAGUAUUUUCUCUGCAACCAUCUUCAUCAUGAUCGUCGCCAUCAUCCGGGUAGCCGUCGGGAUGACCUAUGACCGUCAAAUAAAUAUUGACUGGUUGUGUUUUUGGAGCUUUGUCGAGGCUGAUGUCGCCAUUAUUGUCUCCUGUGUCGCCUCUCUACGACAGCUCUUCGUCGCCUCCCAGAACCAGAGCUCAUCUGCGAGGGCUGCUUAUCAUAUUACGACUGACCCUGUUAUAAAAAAGUCAAAAGAGGAGUCUAGCCAAGCUUUGGCUCCAUCUGUCGGAGAUGUUGAAUCGCUCACAAAUGAUGAGGUUCCCAUAUCGCCAUUGAGCGUUGUACAUGUCCGUCAAGAUUUUGAAGUGACUCGCGAUGAUGCAAAUCAGUCUGCUUCUGGCGAGAAGAAAUGCAGACACCAGACUAUUUUCUUUGCGAGUGAGCUCGAGUCUUUCUGGAUGAGCCGUGUUGAACUCCACGCGUAUGGCUCACGAGAUAGCCAGGCUCUCACCCCUUUGGCUUCCGAUUCCGCCCCUAAAAUCCGCUGGCUAGAACUUCCCGAUCGCAUGAAACGGUCUUAUCUCUAUCGCAAGAUUCAACUCCACAAUCAAAGCCGGACUGUGUGGUCAACCCUGGUUAAGGAGAUAAUUGACCUCCCGAACCAGAGAACAAUUGACGAAACGGAGACCCUUAUCAACCAGCUUAUCGAUGCAUGUUUAUGUGGCGAAUUCAGUGGAUGCAAGUACCUACUAGACCCUGAUCAGUAUACAAUUCAUAUCGAAGAUCCCUCUUCCCACCAUCUCGGUAUAAUUCCCCUGAGCUGUGAGGGAUUCGAGACAACUUUGAGAUACGCACUAGCGACAAGUGCCAUCCAAAGUGGUGACUGUAGGCAACUACAGAUACUACUAGAUCAAGGAAUCAAACUCGACAAAUACAGCAACCGACUGGCCGUUGUUCCGCUGGAUAUUGCUGCCAAAAAGGGGUCUGGGCCGAUCAUAGAGUUACUUUUAGCGAACCAUUGUCCGAUGAAGUACCUCAGUGCUUGGGAUAAUCGCUUGUGGUAUUGGGGCAUAUCUUAUACCAAGGUUUCGGACGUUAUGGCCGUAAGUGGCAAUGACCGUGGGUUAUCUGUGUGGAUUGAGCACAUGAUAAAGGAGGGACAAAUAUAUCCAAAGUUUUUGAGGCGGACCAUGACCAGGGCAGUUAUAGGUGGACACAUUAAAGUCAUUGAACUUGUUCAGGAGAAGUAUGAAGCCCUGUACGGCAACCCUAGAUGGGAUGCUCACAUGCUUGUGAAGGCCAUCAGGUAUGGGUCAUUGGAUGCGAUUAGGUACCUCUUCCGUCGGGGUCAGGUGGAUGUCAACACGCGAACGAAUCCGUCGGACAGGGCGCUUCUUCCACGUCUACUCUAUAAUGGCCGAAGGAAUAGGAGAUCAGAUAUUGUCAAUUUUCUUCUUGAAAACGGGGCGGAUCCAAAUGGAAACGAGCCGCCGAAGAAAAAAACGCCCUUCGAAGUGGCAGUCAGGGUACGAGAUUAUGAAUCUGCCACGGUUCUACUAAAGCAUAGAGCAACUGUCAACUUCAAAAGAAUGAUGCCUUUGUUACUCGGGAUUACCGGGAAUGCCGAUGUCACUGCCGCAUUUCUUCAGUUGCUGUGGCCAGGCGGGAGCAAUUGCCGAACGUACAGGUCAGAAGGAAGGUCGUAUACGCUUGCUCCCGAUGCUCGUGAUGCGAAGACAAUACGCAAUAUUGAGAAUGUUUUCUUGGACUUGGGCUGGAGCGAGCAGGAGGUAAAAGCAGUGGAGAUUAAACAUUUCAUCGAUGUGUACAGGAAGUGA